AUGGCUUUACAAGACAGCUCUGUUCCUUUCCGCUGUGACAACAGACACUCGUCCCUUUCCUCCCUGUCCACCUCUCCAUCACCGCCCACCCGCCGCCCAUUCCCUUUGUCUCACGGAACCACUACCCUGGCCUUUGUGUUCCAAGGAGGUGUUAUAGCAUCGGCAGACACACGUGCCAGCUGCUCAGGGCUUGUCUCCUGUCCCUCUGUCCAGAAGAUACUGCCCAUCCACUCCCAUUUACUGGUCACCACUUCAGGCAGUGGUGCAGACUGCAUGCCAUUGGAGAGAAUCCUGGCUAGAGAGAUCCGCCUUUACCAGCUACGCCACGGCUGCUGCUUGUCAAUCACUAGCUCUGCCAAGCUCCUCUCUCAUAUGUUGGAACCAUUUAAGGGGACUGAUGUGUGUGUGGCAGCCAUUUUAUCUGGCUCGGAUGUAGAGGAGGUUAGGGUUGAUCGUUGUGGCCCAAAGCUCUUCUAUGUGUGCAGUGACGGCACCCGUCUGCAGGGAGAGUUUUUCUCAGUGGGCUCAGGUUCGCCCUAUGCCUAUGCAGUACUGGAUGGAGGGGUUCGGUGGAGCCUGAGGGAGGAGGCAAUCUCAUUGGCCAGAGAAAUUGUGUACAGGGCCACACACAGGGAUGCAUAUUCAGGGAACUGUGUGGACCUCUUUCACAUCACUGCCCAAGGAUAUAGCCACAGAGAUAGGGAGGAUUUGAGAGAGGAGUACCACAGAGAGAAGGGAGAGGGUGCUGAAGAUGGUGAAAGAAUGAAUGAAAAUGGGGAAAGGGAGAGAUUAGGGCUGGGGAGAACAUUGUCUGACAGACUGUGA
Messenger RNA from Oncorhynchus tshawytscha (Chinook salmon), 825 nucleotides. RefSeq names its product proteasome 20S subunit beta 11a (gene psmb11a). The record is from RefSeq and is a predicted model, not a curated record. Lineage: Eukaryota; Metazoa; Chordata; Actinopteri; Salmoniformes; Salmonidae. Gene Ontology annotation, cellular component: proteasome core complex. Gene Ontology annotation, molecular function: threonine-type endopeptidase activity.